Molecule: messenger RNA, 1818 nt
Organism: Bathycoccus prasinos
Lineage: Eukaryota; Viridiplantae; Chlorophyta; Mamiellophyceae; Mamiellales; Bathycoccaceae
Exons: 1
Coding region: 1-1818 (605 amino acids)
Source: RefSeq, a predicted model, not a curated record
AUGGGUGUCGCUUCGCCAAACGUGUCGGCUUCGCCGCGAAUGAAAACAACAUCGUCUCCUUCACCGGCGAAUACUACUACUAAUAAUAAUAGCACUGCGACGACGAUAAAACGAGAUUCGAUGGAAUACGUCAGUCCGAAGUACACGAAUAAGUACGCGCGGGAGCACUCUUGCGUGUCGAGAGUUAUAACCGCCGCCUCGGAGAGUACGAAACCGGCGGCGUCGCCGAGAGUAAAACGAGCGAUGGAGUACGCGAGGCACAGAAUGAUGGAGACGAACAAGGCAACGACGAGCGUCGGUUGUAGUACGAGCGAACGCGUGGCUAGGAUAUUAGCGGCGGCGAAGGCGAAAGUACAUUGUAAUACUAUUGACGUUGGCGGAGUAGUAGUUCCUCCCGCGGUGGCGAGCCGAGAAGAAGACGAGGAAAAAGAAGAAAAAGAAGAGAAGAAGAAGCCGCAUGUUGCAGAAAAGGAUGUCGUCGUCGUCGUCGCACCGCCGCCAAAGCCGAAACCAUUGGAAAUGGUAGCAGUAGUAGAAAACGAAGGAAAGAGAGUCGAAGAAGUCGAAGAAGUAGGAGUAGAGAUGAGAGCGCGAGAGGAGGAACAGAAGGAGAAAGACGAAGCAGUCGUUGCGCCAAUUCCAGCGCCACCGCCUCCACCGUCCGCGGUAGCCAGAGCGGUUGCGUUCAAGUCGCUCGGUUCCAAGAAGGAGUCUUUUAAAUCACUUCCAAAUGCAAAUCAAUCGGUGUUUUGGUUGAAGAAGUGCAACGUGGCGCUCGCGCGAGGCGACGAGGAGGCUGCGUGUUUGGCCUUACGCACAGGUAUUUCGAGAAAGGCGCAACCGACGGAGGAAUUAUCAGAGAAGUUGAAAGAGUUGGUGACGAUGAAAAUGAACGAAGCGAUAGAGGCAUCGGAGAAGAUCGAGGAAGCAGAAGAAGUAGAAGUGAAGACGCCGAAAGAGGAAGAAAGUACGAGAGAAACUGUGAAUGACGCUUCUGUCGCGCCUCGCUCGGCCUCGUCCUCGGAAGAGUUUGAGUUCAAAACCAUCCAAAAAGUAGAUACGGCUGAUUUUGCGCAAGCAGCCAUCGAACACGAAAACAAGUUGAUUGUUUCCGAAGCGAUGGCGAUGAUUGUUCGUGAGUCGCCCAAGUCGCCCACGACUGAAGUACCGAGACGCCAGUCCAUGGAUAAUAGUAGAAGUCAAAGGACGCUGGAGUACGAAGGCGUGACGCCACCUCUGCCAUCGAUAGCGACGACGCCAGAUCCAUCAGCUACUGCGACUAAUCAAACCGACGAAGAGUUUGCGUUCCGCGUGUCUCCUGCAUCUCAAGACGCUCCAGAAGAGUUUCGCGACCAACCAGCGCCGGCGCCCUCCUCCUCCUCUCCACCAACCGCGUCGCCGUUGUCUAUUUUCGCAAAGCUCAUGGGCAAGAUUAUCACCGAUACGCUCGAACUCACGGAUGAAGCUGCCAAGAAAGCAGCUGCCGCCGCGCAGUCCCCACCACAAAUUACACCCUCGACGUCCUCUCCUGAACCGUACGUCUCGCCAGCCGUGAUGGUUUCCACUCAUAUUUCUCCUCGCUCGCCUGUUCGAAGGCAGCACUCUCUCGAUAUGAAGAAAUUUUACGAGCGAGGAGAAGAAGAAGUAGAAGAGGAAGUCAAAGCAGCCAUGGAGAGCACGCCGCAACCGGAACUUUCCCCGUCGAAAACACCGUGGUCGAAACUCAAGAAAGUAAAAGACGUCAAGUCGGAGAGAAAAAGUACGAUCAAAAAGAAAAAGAAGUCGUCGACGCCGCGGCGUCCAAAGCUCGACCGAUGA